Messenger RNA from Dioscorea cayenensis subsp. rotundata (Guinea yam), 1047 nucleotides. RefSeq names its product two-component response regulator ORR9-like. The transcript is spliced from 5 exons. Bases 234 to 815 code for a protein of 193 amino acids. Gene Ontology annotation, biological process: phosphorelay signal transduction system; cytokinin-activated signaling pathway. NCBI's taxonomy places the organism in Eukaryota, Viridiplantae, Streptophyta, Magnoliopsida, Dioscoreales, Dioscoreaceae. The record is from RefSeq and is a predicted model, not a curated record.
GAUAUCCGGUCGGAUCUUGCUUUCCAAGUUGUGGGAUUUUGGUGGGCUUUAUUUUUGCCUUUUCCCACCUCUCCUUCCUCCUCCCACUAUAUAUUUUCAUAACAAAAUAAUACACACGCAAACACAUAUAUAUAAUACAUUCACAGAACACCACCCUCCAACCCAUUCCAACCUUCUUUCUUUCUUUCCAAAUCAACAUCUUCUUCUUAUUAUUAUUUCUUCUUUUUGGGAUCAUGAGUGUUGUUGUUGCAGAAUCAAAGUACCAUGUUCUGGCUGUAGAUGACAGCCUUAUUGACAGGAAACUAAUUGAGAGGCUUCUCAAGACUUCAUCUUAUCAAGUAACCACAGUGGAGUCAGGAAGCAAAGCUCUGGAGUUUCUUGGAUUGAAUGAUGAGCAGAGCAAUAACAACAGCACUGCUUCUGUUUCUCCCAAUAAUGAGAUUGAGGUCAAUUUGAUUAUCACUGAUUAUUGCAUGCCUGGGAUGACUGGGUAUGAUCUGCUCAAGAGAGUCAAGGAAUCAUCAUCUCUGAAAGACAUACCAGUUGUGAUAAUGUCUUCUGAGAAUGUUCCAUCCAGAAUCAACAGGUGUUUGGAAGAAGGAGCAGAAGAAUUCAUUCUCAAACCUGUCAAGCUAUCAGACAUGAAAAAGCUCAUACCUCAUAUAAUAAAAGGCAAACUCAAAGAAGAACAACAAACACAACAGCAGGGCAUCAACAGUAACAAGAGAAAAGCCAUAGAUGAGACUUUAUCUGCUGAUAAUAGACCAAGAACUAGAUUCUCAAAUUCUACCACCAAUGGUUUGACAGUUGUGUGAAAAUCUCAAAAAAUAAGAAAAAAAAGGUUUAAUUUUUUUUUUGGUUAUCGCAACAUGUUCUUUUCUGAUGAAUGAUGUCAGGGAAAUCUAAAUAGAUGCAACAGCUAUUCAAUUACAGUUUUGCUGUGCUCAUGGGCAUACCUACUCAAGAAAAUGUAAAUAAUGCUCAAAGGGAAUGAUGCUGGUGAUUGUUAGGUGCUCUAUUUCAAAUCCAAUAUCUUCUAUUUAUUUA